This is a messenger RNA of Bradysia coprophila, 3978 nucleotides long. It is a transcript of the gene Cdk12, whose product is annotated as Cyclin-dependent kinase 12. Gene Ontology annotation, biological process: protein phosphorylation; positive regulation of transcription elongation by RNA polymerase II. Gene Ontology annotation, cellular component: nucleus; cyclin/CDK positive transcription elongation factor complex. The record is from RefSeq and is a predicted model, not a curated record. Lineage: Eukaryota; Metazoa; Arthropoda; Insecta; Diptera; Sciaridae. Gene Ontology annotation, molecular function: RNA polymerase II CTD heptapeptide repeat kinase activity; cyclin binding; ATP binding.
GAAAAUUUUCAAUUAGAUGGUCAGAACUCUUUAAAUGCUUUGCUUGUAGAUGAUGAUAAAUCGCAAGAAAUCGAGUUGAUUUAAAUGAUAUUUUUUGUCAUCGCAAUCACCGAAAGAACAAUAAAGAAUAGAAGAAUCGUUAUUAAUUGCAAUUUAAUCAUAUUUUAGACCGUAAACCGUCUACAAAGGGUUUUUUAGUUCGGGAGAAAAAAACUGACAUUUCAUCGUUCGCCAUUUUUCAAGUGAAUUUUUUUUUUUCCUCAACCUUUUCAACAUUUGUGGAAAUUUUGUGUGGCAAAUAAAAACGUUUUGAAGUGAUUUGAAUAUGUAAUUGUGAAACAUUAAUGAGUGGCGAGCAACAAGAAUUCAUCAACAUCUGGAUACGUGAUCGAUUGCCGAUCCAAAGCGCCUAAACAAACCAUCAACCGUCAAACUGAAAUGCACAAAUUGAUACUUUGCCUUAAUUAAUGAUGGAAAAAGGGCGCAGCAGUAGCAAAUAUGCUAAAAAGCGCCCAAAGAAAGCCAAAAAAUCGAAAAAAGAGAAACAUUCUCGUGAUGAUUCACGUGCAGCGACAACGCAAAAAAUAGUCGAAUAUUCAGACGUUAGCUCGGAAGAUCUAUCAUCACCCGAAGCUGGCGAAAUCGACGAUGAAACCUAUCCAAGCGACAAAGAAAGUUUCGGUAAUAAUGGAUCGUUGGGUCGUGUGGUCGUCAGCAAUGAAUCUAGAUUGGUGAAUCGGAAAAAUUCCGGCCCAGAACGUUUGGAUUUCAUAAUGAGUCCAAGUGAAGUGCGGAAGGUGAUAAUUGGUUCGCCCAUUAGUUCUUCGAAUUCAGCGUCCCGGUCGAAGCUUGGCGCUUCUGUAUCGCCGAAACCCGACCUACGAACCCAGUUAACGGCCAAAUUACCGAUAUCGACACCAACGUCACCAAUACCAGAAGACGAUGAUUUAGAUGCACUAGAAGUUGAUGAUGACGACGACGACACUGAGGAUCGUCGACGCAGAAAGGCGAAAAAAUCAAAAAAGAAAAAGAGCAAAAAACGAAAGAAGAAAAGACGAAAGUCAAUAUCAAGUGUGGAGAGCAUAUCAGACAAUGAAUCGAUACUGGAUGAUCCGAUUGCUGAUGCAUCGCCAGCCCGGCCGGCCUCACCUUGGGAAAAGACUUAUACACCAGUAAAAAAUAGCCCAAGAUCUCCAGCCACACCGCCAUUGAGACCAAGCAGUAACGUUAGCUUGUAUUCGGAUCGAAUGAAAGUGUCACCUCUGCCACCACACUUAAACAACAAAUAUAAUGCCUCACCCCACACACCACCAAUCGUGCCCAAAAAGCCAUCAUAUCAUAGUCCUGUUGACGUUGAUCAUGGUCACUCACACCAUAGUCACCAUUCCUCGUACCACACACAUCACCAUCACCACCAACCCAGAUCCCCAGCUGAACCUCGACGCGUUAGUAAAUCACCAGAUCGUCGAACCGACACUAGUCCACAGCGUCACCAUAAUCAUCGAAAGCGAGUGAUUGACCGGUCUUAUGAGCGAGACCGUGAUUAUCAUUCAUCAAAACGUGAUAGUCACAAAGUGUUUCGUGGAGAACGGGAUCGGGAACGAGACAGCGGUUAUGAUAAACAUAGCUCUCGGCGUCAUACAGCUAGGUCAUCCGUUUCACCUCGCAAUUCGAGUAGUCGUAAACGACGUUAUCCACACAGUCCUGACACGCGAUCGAACUCUAGAUCCCAUUCCAUUAAACGGCACUCCCGCAGUCCGAGUAGUCCUCGCUACUAUUCCACAUCAAGAAAUAGCCGAGCGCGUUCGCCUGCGUCUCCAUUGAAAAAUCCGACAAGGAAAAUCGACUUCAACAACAAAAUCAGCGAUACCAGCCUAUUCUUCGAAUUGGUGAAGGACAAGCACAAACGGAAUAAAGUACUGAAAGAAAUCAUGGACAAGAAAGAUGAAAACAUUCCGUCUGGAUCAGAGAACUCAAACAGCGCUAUUGGCAACGACAGCACCAACAACACGAACAAUGCCGAAACGAGUGUCAAACCAUCCGAUGCCGAAACCGUUUCGUCAACCGUGCAACAAGUUUCAACACAAUCGAAUGGCAUUAAAGACGGCUGUCAAGUGGUGGACAUUCCAAUGCCAAGAAAUAUAGGUAACGAUGUGGCUGACGGAUCGCAAGUACCACCGCCACCACAGUCGUUGCCACCCGUUCAGCCAAUUAUCGCCGAUGAAGCACCAACGCCACAAAACUCAGCUCCUGUGAUAACCAACUCAAUAAUCCGACCCGUCAAUCAAGUUCCACUAAUCAAAGCGACGUACACGAUACCCAAUCCAAAAACCAAACCGAAAAGCUUGACAAAUCUGCCAAUGCCGCCGGGUGUGAAUGUGAACGAGUUGGAGGACAUUGUCACGCCAAGUCCACCGAAUAGCAUUAGCCCAAUUAGUAAAAAUAAGGUGGCACCAGCACCGGUUCCGCCAAAGGAGACGCCGAACACCAAAAAGGGAUUGCUCAAUUUACCAAUGCCUCCGAUGGUGCCGGGCAGCGAAGAUUUGAGCGGCGAUGACGAGAUUAUUGGCUCUCCGCCACCAUCCACAGCAGGACGACCAGCGUCAAGGAAUUCGAAUUCGAAAGGGGCCAUUAAAAAAGAGCCGACAGUGCGACGAAAGCGACCUACAAUAUUGCAACGACGAAAUUCGCGUAGCCAAGCAAUCAAAGACUGGGGUGAACGGUGUGUCGACGUCUUCGAGGUAAUUGCUCAAAUCGGUGAAGGAACAUAUGGACAGGUAUACAAAGCUCGGGAUAAUUCGGCGAAGGUACUGGUGGCUUUAAAGAAAGUGCGUUUAGAACAUGAAAAGGAAGGUUUCCCCAUUACGGCUGUUCGAGAAAUUAAAAUUCUUCGCCAACUGAACCACAAGAAUAUCGUCAAUUUACGUGAAAUCGUGACGGAUAAGCAAGAUGCGCUUGAAUUUCGCAAAGACAAGGGAUCGUUCUAUUUGGUGUUCGAGUACAUGGACCAUGAUUUGAUGGGAUUGUUAGAGUCGGGAAUGGUGGACUUCAAUGAAGAGAACAAUGCCAGCAUUAUGCGGCAACUACUGGACGGACUUAACUAUUGCCACAAGAAGAACUUUUUACAUCGUGACAUCAAAUGUUCAAAUAUUUUAAUGAACAACAAAGGUGAAGUGAAACUUGCAGAUUUCGGAUUAGCUAGGCUGUACAAUGCUGAAGACAGACAAAGACCGUACACAAACAAAGUGAUUACGCUGUGGUAUCGUCCGCCCGAGCUGCUACUCGGCGAAGAACGUUACGGUCCAUCCAUCGAUGUGUGGAGCUGUGGCUGCAUCUUAGGCGAACUGUUUUUGAAGAAGCCACUGUUUCAAGCGAACGCCGAAUUGGCACAAUUGGAUACAAUAUCACGUGUAUGCGGUUCGCCGAUACCAGCCGUUUGGCCUAGCGUCAUCAAACUGCCUCUAUUCAAUACACUCAAAGUGAAAAAGGUUCAUCGACGGAGACUGCGCGAUGACUUUAUGUUUAUGCCUACGCCUGCACUAGAUUUGUUGGAUAAAAUGUUGGAAUUGGAUCCGGAUAAGAGGAUCACCGCUGAAGAUGCACUGAAGUCAACAUGGUUGAGAAAUGUGAAUCCGGAACAAAUGCCAGCACCUACCCUACCAACAUGGCAAGACUGUCACGAAUUAUGGAGCAAAAAACGAAGGCGACAAUUGCGCGAGCAACAAGAUUCAAUGCCACCCGGUAAACCAACGAAAUCUGAUCAAGGUGACUAAAAUCCAAAUCAACAGCUAAUUUAUUACUACGAUAAAUGAAGACAGUGUUGGUCACUCACACAAUGUGUGUGUGUGGUGCGAAUGGCGAAUGCACCAGAACAGCAUAACAAACAUAAAUUUACUGAAGUGUAUUUCAAUCUGUAUAUAAGUACACUAGUUUAACGUAAAAAAAACAAAAAAAAAAUAAUUAAUUUAGUUUGGGAGA